AUGCAUCAGUGGGACCCGCUGUGCGAACGUGACGUCGCUCCGAGUCCCAUCGUCCCGACUUAUCGGCGCGGUCCCUCUCCGUCCAAACGCAAGCAAUCCAGCAUGACCUCGCCUGCCGAGUCGAUUCCAGCAGAAUCCAUCAGGCCUCGUGACGAUAACGCCUCGAGGCCCCAAGCCCGCUCAGCGGGAAUGGCAGAAAGGCCCACCAGAAACGAAAGUCUCGUCGAUCUCGUGCGCUUCUUUCAGACGCAGGGUAUGCCCACAACCCUGAACAUGCCCCCAGACACAACCACCGCCACCUCCACUACUACUACGGCUCUCCCGCCUGCCGAAUUAAAAGAACCAAAAGACAUCAAGCCUCUCCACCGACGUCUGCUCCAAUUCACCCAGCGUCAAAAGAAAGAUGCGCCACCCAAACCCAAGGUGAGCGACCAACAGCGCCAGAUUGAGGCAUUGCAACGGGAAGGAUAUCUCCUGGGAACUCCACCCCCGAAGUCAAAGGGCAACCCUGGCGGAUCUCUUUCGAAAUCUAAGAAACAGGAUGUAGAAAACAUUGGACAACCUUGGCUGGAAAGCAAAGGCGAGGACUUCCAAAGGCCAGGAGAUACCUCCAGACGCCGUCUGGCUUCCUUGGAUCUCGGGGACUUUGGUUCGAUGGUGGACGUCGCUGUCUCGCUCUCUUCCGACUACGAUGACCCGGCACCACCGCCGUAUCGGCCUGCUACACAAGCAACUGCAUCUCAGGCCGACCAGGAUGUCUCCUCUCGGUCCUCGAUAGUCUCGAGCAAAGCUCAAGCCACGGCACCGCAAGCUGAACAGAGUCAACGGCCUACUAGCUCUGCCGACUCAAGCAUCCGUAUUGUUUCAGAUUCAGGCACUGCACCACAAGCUACGGCUGAUCCACCCGCAGUGGCAAGUGCUAUCCAAACACCAAAGAAAUCCGCCAAUAGCGACCAGCAGAAAGACAAGGACAGCAAUGGGCGGAGCGAGACCCCAAACCAUUCUCCAAGCCAGAGCACCCCAAGCCCAGCACAGCCCGUUCUCAAGCUCUUCCCCGAUGUGGCGCCGCCCCGUGUUUCCAGCAGAAAUGCGUGGAGGCUCUCGUCAGUGCCUCGUUAUCAGAUUGCCCCGAGUAUCGCAUCGUCAAAUGGGUCGGAUGCUCGAGGCGAAACUUCUGAAACCCCUACCGAGUCUGCAGAUGGGACACGCGAUCCUUCUGGUGCCUCAUCAUCGGAUUCUCAAAGCCACAGGAAAGAGCCACAAUGCUCUGGCGCUCUUCUACCAACCGCGCCCUCCGUUGAGUCCAAGUCACCUGGGAAAGCACCACAAGAGGUCUCUGUGCGAGGCGAUAGCAAACCCCGUCCACCGUCCCUGUCGCCGAGUACACUCAAAGCAUUCCCCCUGCCCGCUCCCACAAAGCCUUUGCCUUGUCUGCCUGAGUCGGGGCGUGCUCCCAGUGCUCCUCCCGAUGCCAACCCGCAUGCUACCAUUCGGAAGGUUCGCUCGGGACUUAGAGCAUCGGUUCUUCCGUCUUCAGUUGUUUUCCCCGAGGAGCACAGUCACAAAGCCACUGUCAAGCAUCCUCAUGGGCUUGCGGUUCGUCCUGCAACCGCCUUGGGAAAUGUGGAAUCCGAGGAGCCGGUUGAUGAAGACAGUAAAAAAUCACCCACCAAAUCAUCAAACAACUCCAAGUUGGUUUCUCCGGGGCAGCACACUCCGACAAGGCGUGCUGCCAGCGUACGUGUGUCUCGCAUGCAAGAAUUGCCUGGAAGUCCCUCCGACAAAUACAGAAAACCUUCUGACCAGGCUCCCUUGGUUGAAUCUCCCGUCUUAGGACAUGCGAGCCCCGUCAAGCCUUCUGGAAAGCGUGCUGUCCGUCAGGACCUCCAUAUCAACUCCCAAAGAUCUACCUUUUGGUCUCCCAUCGCCGCCUCCAACGGCGACUCUCCCGGACCCCCUCUUCAGGCACCCUCUGGACGCCUAGGUGGCCAGCGCGACUGCACCGCCCCCACGGGUUCAAUGGUGCCAUCUAUCAGAAACAUAGACUCAUCCUUUGGCUCGGGGUCUUACCGGAGCUCGAUUAUCUCCCGCAGCAACAGCUCCCGCAGCAGCCUCCGCCAUGAGAACAUUCCCGAAUCCUACCAACCCAGCCGCUCUGAGUCCCCACUUCCGUCCUCGGACGACGAAGGUUUCGGUCCUGGGAUGGAUUCGACCCGCCCUGGUCGCACCGUUGACACUCACCACCGUACUCGUAUAGCCCGUCGAGCUCACGAGGCAGUCGAGGCACGCAAAAAACCUGGCCCGGAUCGACUCCGCUUACCCCACCCUCCACGGCCUCUGACGCCUCAGAAUCGCAGCAGCCAAAAUCUCGAGAAGCCUUCGUCGCCUCAGUCGCUGUACUCCCAGUUUACAUAUCGCUCGCGGGACUCGCAGAGCAGCUACCGUCCGCACCUUAGCCAGAGCCAAGCUCCAAACUACCUGGAAGACCGGGUUGCGAAUCUCGAGCGCCAAAACCAGAUCCUGCAGGCGGCUCUGCUUGCCGCCCUCAAUGCCGGGGCCAAACCCAACCUCGGUGACCUCCAUCCCGACUCGGCUCUGUCACCGCAAUUUCCAUCGGCCGCCCCGCCAAACCACUACCCCGGUCGCUUUGGCCCACGCCCCGAAAGCUGGGUGAGUUCUUCCCGCAGCAGUGAGCACGGCGGUCUCGAAACCCCAAGCUCCUACCGCGAAGGUCGGGUCAAUGCCCCGCAGCUGGACCACAUGGUUGAGGACACCGAGUCGGGCUGGAUGUCGGAUAAAUCGAGCCUCAGCGGAGCUCGAUGUGUCCGACAUGCUUAG
Molecule: messenger RNA, 2838 nt
Organism: Penicillium alfredii
Lineage: Eukaryota; Fungi; Ascomycota; Eurotiomycetes; Eurotiales; Aspergillaceae
Exons: 2
Coding region: 1-2838 (945 amino acids)
Source: RefSeq, a predicted model, not a curated record